Molecule: messenger RNA, 1098 nt
Organism: Panicum hallii
Lineage: Eukaryota; Viridiplantae; Streptophyta; Magnoliopsida; Poales; Poaceae
Product: monothiol glutaredoxin-S1, mitochondrial-like
Exons: 7
Coding region: 163-726 (187 amino acids)
Source: RefSeq, a predicted model, not a curated record
CGCCUUCGCUCCGCCGUAGCGAAGCACGGGAUCCUUCUCUGGCGGCCAUCCGUAUCCGUCCCUCAUCCUUCGCCCCUCCCCUCCAUCGAAGGCCCGGCCGGCGCAGGGCGGGAGAUCGUUCCGGACUCUGAGUUGAGUUGGCCCCUUCUUCUGCUGGGUACUAUGAGGAGGUUGGUGUCGACCGCCCUCAUCGCGAGGGGGCUCGUCAGGUCGUACCGCGCGCGGGCAAGAGCUGCUGUGUCACAACCAGCUUUUCAGCAGUUUAUGAACUACUCGUCAGGACAUGGUGGUGAUCCUAAUGCAAAUGGGGAUUCGACUGCAACACGAUUAGCUACUGAUCGUGACACACAUCAAGAUUUCAAACCAAUGAGCAAAAGUUCGGACACAUCUUUGCAUGACAUUGUUGCUCAGGAUAUCAGGGAGAACCCAGUCUUGAUCUAUAUGAAGGGUUUCCCUGAGUCUCCCAUGUGUGGCUUCAGCGCACUGGCAGUCAAGGUCUUCCAGCAAUAUGAUGUCCCUAUCUGUGGUAGAGAUAUUCUGGGAGAUCUCAGGCUCAAAGAGGCUGUUAAAGCCCACACUAACUGGCCUACGUUUCCACAAAUAUUUAUCAAAGGAGAGUUUGUUGGGGGAUCUGACAUCAUACUAAGCAUGCACCAGAAGGGGGAACUAAAGGAUCUGCUUGGUGACAUCACACAAAGAGAUGGACAAAAGGCGGAUGCUAACUAGCCAUGAAGCAGUCCACAUUACACUGUUUUUUCACAGAAUAUUAUUCUCUCACAAUCUUUAGGUGACCUUGCAUGCUGUUCUGUGCAGCGUUGGUCCCAGGUUUGUUUGAUCUGGCAUUCUGACUGAGACAAAAAUGAUCAGAGAUCCGUCCAGGAAUGCAACAAGUUCUCUGUCAGAAUGAAUAAGUGCCACUAUGCAAUGCCGUUCUUUGGUGCAUUGUAUAUUGAGCUUGAGUUCCAGGAUACAAAGGUUGCAUUACAUUGCCCAUCUUUUGUAGUUCAACUGAACUUGCAAUAAUAAAUGAAAAGGCUGUAAAAUGCUUAGGGACACCUGUUUUUAUUCAAUAUAUUUACUGGGUGGUGUUUGCAAAAA